AUGCAACGGAGCAUCAAAGCAGAAGAAACAGAUGAUUUAGCAAAGCAAUUCACUAUUCAGAUGAUUCAACAAAAUGAAAAACAACGAGAAGAAUUAAAGGUUGAGUGGGUUAAAGUUGAAAAGAAGGAAAAGAGAAAAGAGACUAAAGAAGAAGAAAAGAAAAUCCAAGAGAUUGAAGAAGAAUUUGGGAUAACUAAAGGAAGGUUUAAAUUUAAAAAAACCGAAAAGAAAAGAGAAGGAGAAGAAAGAAUAGGAGGAAAGAAAGACAAAGAGAUAAUUAAUAAAAAGAAAAAGACAGAAGAAAAUAAAAGAAUAGACGAAGAAAUAAAAGAAAUUGAAAAGAUGAUAGAAAAAAUGAAUAACAAAUAA
Messenger RNA from Entamoeba histolytica HM-1:IMSS, 369 nucleotides. RefSeq lists its product as uncharacterized. The transcript has a single exon. The record is from RefSeq and is a predicted model, not a curated record. NCBI's taxonomy places the organism in Eukaryota, Evosea, Mastigamoebida, Endamoebidae. The coding region runs from base 1 to 369 and encodes 122 amino acids.